UAUUGACUUAUGGUACACUUGUGGCGACAACUUCCGUUAAACUUCCGCACGUUAAACGUUAGCAAAGAAUUAAUGCCCAAAAGAUUCAGUUAAAUUGACCGGAUAGUUUGUUAUAUAAUCUGUUAUAAUGCUACCUCUAUCUUUGCUGAAGACUGCACAGAACCACCCUAUGUUGGUGGAGUUGAAGAAUGGAGAGACGUAUAAUGGACACUUGGUCAGUUGUGACAACUGGAUGAAUAUAAAUUUACGAGAAGUCAUCUGCACCUCAAGGGAUGGAGAUAAAUUUUGGAGGAUGCCUGAGUGUUACAUCAGAGGAAGCACCAUAAAGUACCUGCGUAUCCCUGAUGAGAUCAUCGACAUGGUGAAGGAAGAGGUGGUGUCCAAGGGCCGCGGGCGAGGGGGCAUGCAGCAGAACAAACAGCAGGGCAAGGGUCGAGGGGGAGGAGCAGGCAGAGGUGUGUUUGGAGGCCGUGGUCGGGGCAUGCCAGGAGUGGGCAUGCCAGGAGUGGGCAGAGGCCAGCAGCAGCAGCAGGAGAAGAAGCCUGCUGGUGGCAAACCUCAGGGAGUCAAGAACCAGCACUGAGGAGAGGAACAGACAGGUCAAAUGUAAGGAACGAGUGUAGUUUUCACAGAAUGACAACGCUAUCAGUCAGUGGAGGUCACCUUACACAAUGGCUGGUGUAAUGGCCAUUACUGCUCCCUCACUGCCAUUUUUUUGCCAUGUGUGUUUGACCUCCACCAAUUGUGAAAUCACAAUGUGAGAACUAUGAAUAUUCUGUGCAGUUCAGAAAAGGCAGGGUUUUGUAGACAGAUUUUUGCCUUAAAGUUUUUGUUUUGUUAUCAAUUUGGGCCACCAUCAGAAACAUGUAAUUAUCAUCCUCAAGAACUCAACAGUAACCGAAAUUUGAGAAGUUCAAUGUUAUUGUUUUAUUGUCUCCAGAGCAAUCUACUACGUUGAUUGUACCCAAUUGUCUUCAGUGUAAUGUAAGCUAUGUAAAGCACCCAUUUUUGGCAUCCAUUUUAUGCCUUGGAAUUUGAAGACUUAAGUUGAUUGUGUUAUAUGAGGAACAAUACCUAGUUGGUUAAAGAAAUGUCAAGAAGUCUUGACAGUUUAUUUUCAGAGUCCCAAUUGGGGGUUUCUAAAUGUUUUACUUUUGUGGAGUUUAUUUGCAUAUUGUAACAUGAGACAAUAAUGUUGUAAUUUAGCCUAUACAAAAGAACAUGAGAAUACAUUUUUUGUUAAAUAUACUGUACUUGAAUGUAUGAAAGAACAAAAACUAUCGGAUUUGUUUUGAAUGGGUCUACAUACAGAAUGAAAAGUUAUUUUGCUACGAUCAUGUUACCUUACCUCUAAAAUGACAAAACACAAUUUGCAUAGUAUGUUUAUGUUCUUUAACUAACCAGCUAUAAAAAGUCAACAUAAACAAUCAAGCAUGCAUAUAACAAAGCUGGUGUAACCCUUUCUCUAGCCCCCUAAAGCACAACCGCAAUCACACAGCUGCUGAAUCAGCAAUAAUGCAGCCCUGAUUAACAUGACGCUAUAAUUCAUGGAGUUAAAUAUCACGUGAGAUGGUGACUGAUUUAUGAUGCUGUUCUAUGAGUUUUAUUACUGUGGUGUUGCAUGUCUUGUGGCUGUUUUGAAAUGAAUCGGAAUGGAACAUAAUCGCUGUUAGUUUCAGUUAAAAAAUGAAGCUCUGGAAAAAACAUUCUCACUUUCAUUUGCAUGAAAAGCUAGCUUCAAUUGAAAAUGUAAAAGGCAUGGUAGUUCUUUGACAAGGGGUUGGUGGAAAUUAUGAGGAGAUGGUUUCUCUAUUACCUCUGAAAUAUUUGUAUCAGGCAAAAAAGUGUUUUUCAAUACCAAACUCCCUAAGCACUGGUUUAGUGUCCCAUAAAUGUUAUGAGACCAAUGUACCACAUCUCUUUCUUGAAGAAUAUGACCCUGGAUAUCAAAGUUAUGUAGCACUUCGAUGAACAAAUUAGCAGAAUUUUGUUCUCCAAGUUUGGCGCUCAGCCAUAAAAACGCUCGUUUGCCUUU
Molecule: messenger RNA, 2035 nt
Organism: Salvelinus namaycush (lake trout)
Lineage: Eukaryota; Metazoa; Chordata; Actinopteri; Salmoniformes; Salmonidae
Product: U6 snRNA-associated Sm-like protein LSm4
Exons: 5
Coding region: 128-583 (151 amino acids)
Biological process (GO): mRNA splicing, via spliceosome; spliceosomal snRNP assembly; nuclear-transcribed mRNA catabolic process
Cellular component (GO): spliceosomal tri-snRNP complex; P-body; U6 snRNP
Molecular function (GO): U6 snRNA binding
Source: RefSeq, a predicted model, not a curated record